Molecule: messenger RNA, 693 nt
Organism: Naegleria fowleri
Lineage: Eukaryota; Heterolobosea; Eutetramitea; Acrasida; Naegleriidae
Exons: 1
Coding region: 1-693 (230 amino acids)
Biological process (GO): activation of GTPase activity; nucleocytoplasmic transport
Cellular component (GO): nucleus; cytosol; perinuclear region of cytoplasm
Molecular function (GO): small GTPase binding; GTPase activator activity
Source: RefSeq, a predicted model, not a curated record
AUGUCUCCAUCAUCCAACUAUCCUCUUUCGAUAUUGAACUUGUAUCCAAAGUUUGACACUUGUGAGAUUGAUUCUCUGAACCCAUCCAUGACUUGUGAUAACCAUGAUAACAAUAUUCACACGAACAACAAUUCUGCAACUACUACUCGACACUCUUUUCAACAACCAUUUUGUUCCGAUGUGAUUUUUGAAAUUCUAAAAUAUCUUAAUGGCUUGUAUAUCAUUCAAGUGUGUAUGAGAGUUUCAAGACAAUGGAGAGAACAGGUAUUGCACUUGAAUUUGACCUUGUCGAUACCUGUUGCCCUUCAUCGUCGCAGCCCUGAAUUUGUGACCUCCAUUGCAGCAUCUCCGAAUUUGGAGAAUGUCACUGUUCUUAAUUUGAGUUGUUGUGACAUCAACAAUGAAGAUGUAAAAGCUAUUGUUAACAGUAACUAUAUCAAAAAGUUAGAAAUCUUGAAGUUUAACAUGAACUCGAUCGGCAAUGAAGGUGUGAAAGCUAGUUCAAAUAGUGAAAAUAUGAAGAAUCUCAAAGAGUUGUCAUUGCUCAAAAAUUCCAUCGAUCAUGAAGGUGUCUUUCAAAUUGCCAACAGUGUAUAUUUGAAAAAUUUAUCUUCACUCGAUUUGCGUCACAACAAAAUAGGUAAUGAAGGUGUGAAAUCUAUUACCUGCUUGAAGAAUUUAUUACCUGCUUGA